AUGAACGCAUCACUCCAAUUCUCAGAGAACUGCACUGGCUACCCAUCAAACAGCGAAUUCCGGGACAUCACCGACGUUCAGGUCUAUAUGUUCCACCUUGUCCCACAAUCUCCGGACAUCCCCGACCUUCAGAUCUAUAUGUUCCACGCAGUCCCACAAUCUCCGGACAUCCCUGACCUUCAGAUCUAUAUGUUCCACGCAGUCCCACAAUCUCCGGACAUCCCCGACGUUCAGGUCUAUAUGUUCCACCUAGUUCCACAAGCUCCGGACAUCCCCGACCUUCAGAUCUAUAUGUUCCACGCAGUCCCACAAUCUCCGGACAUCCCUGACCUUCAGAUCUAUAUGUUCCAUGCAGUCCCACAAUCUCCGGACAUCCCUGACGUUCAGAUCUAUAUGUUCCACCUAGUUCUAGAAUACCUCCGGACAUCCCCGACCUUCAGAUCUAUAUGUUCCACGCAGUCCCACAAUCUCCGGACAUCCCCGAACUUCAGAUCUAUAUGUUCCACGCAGUCCCACAAUCUCCGGACAUCCCUGACGUUCAGAUCUAUAUGUUCCACCUAG
Haliotis rubra (blacklip abalone) is the source of this 561-nucleotide messenger RNA. RefSeq lists its product as uncharacterized. NCBI's taxonomy places the organism in Eukaryota, Metazoa, Mollusca, Gastropoda, Lepetellida, Haliotidae. The transcript has a single exon. Bases 1 to 561 code for a protein of 186 amino acids. The record is from RefSeq and is a predicted model, not a curated record.